GGCCGCGAGUAGUCCGCGCUGCGGCACAGAGCAGUGGCUUGCUCUCCGAACCCGGGUCGCUGGCGGGUAAGGUGGCUUCGUGGCAGCCUCACUUAGCGCCCGCGCCGCUGGGCGCGGGGGAGUCGAUUUGCACUGUUCCGGGUGUCGGCUUGGGCGGGACGGACGGUUCUGCCUACUCCUCCUCUCCAGUGUCAUCCUGGGGCUGAAUCUUCAACCUGUCAAAGCCUACUUAAUUACGUCUGAGAAAAGGAUCCUGACUGAGUCAAUGCUUUACAUUCUCAGUCCUCUGCAUAAAGCUGAGAGAUGCCUACUGCUGAGAGUGAAGCAAAAGUAAAAACCAAAGUUCGCUUUGAAGAACUGCUUAAGACUCACAGUGAUCUAACGCGUGAGAAGAAAAAACUGAAGAAAAAACUUGUCAAGUCUGGAGAAAACAUCUCACCUGACACUAUUAGAAGCAAUCCUCACCAUAUUAAAGAAACUACAAGUGAUGAUCCUGACACUGUUAGAAGCAAUCUUCCCCAUAUUGAAGAAACUACAAGUGAUGAUGUAAGUGCUACUAACACUAACAACCUGAAGAAGACCAUGAGAGUCGCUAAAAACAAAUCGAGGAACACACAGUCAGCAACUGAAAAUCCUAAUGAUGAUGUUAGUGUAGAGGAAGACAAACAAGGAAAGCCAAAUAAAAAGGUGGUAAAGACGGUGUCCCAGUUGACUACACAAGAUAUGAAAUUGGAAACUCCUGAGAAGGAAGUUGAUUCUACACACCAGAAAGCGCGUACAAAGCCACAGCCAGGCCUUGAUCAUCAGAAAAGUGAGAAGGCAAAUGAGGGAAGAGAAGAGAAUGAUUUAGAAGAGGACGAAGAACUGAUGCAAGCAUAUCAGCGCCAUGUAACUGAAGAAAUGGCAAAGGAGAUUAAGAAGAAAAUAAGAAAAAAACUGAAAGAACAGUUGACUUACUUUCCCUCAGAUACUUUAUUCCAUGACGACAAAUCAAUCAGUGAAAAAAGGAAAAAGAAAAAGAAAGUUCCAGUCUUCUCUAAAGCUGAAACAAGUACAUUGACCAUCUCUGGUGACACAGUUGAAGGUGAACAAAAGAAGGAAUCUUCAGUUAGACCAGUUUCUUCAGAUUCUCAUCAAGAUGGUGAAAUAAGCUCAAUGGAAAAAAACACAGAAGGCAGCAUGCAAGAUGACACAAAACCUAAACCAAAAAAGCCAAAAAAGAAGGCUAAAGCAGUUACAGAUGAUAACGAAGAUGUUGAUGGUGAUGGUGUUCAUGAAAUAACAAGCCGAGAUAGCCCAGUCUAUCCCAAAUGUUUGCUUGAUGAUGACCUUGUCCUGGGAGUUUAUAUUCACCGAACUGAUAGACUUAAGUCAGAUUUUAUGAUUUCUCACCCAAUGGUAAAAAUUCAUGUGGUUGAUGAGCAUACUGGUCAACAUGUCAAGAAAGAUGAUAGUGAACGACCUGUUUCAUCUUACUAUGAAAAAGAGAAUGUGGAUUAUAUUCUUCCUAUUAUGACCCAGCCAUAUGAUUUUAAACAGUUAAAAUCAAGACUUCCAGAGUGGGAAGAACAAAUUAUAUUUAAUGAAAAUUUUCCCUAUUUGCUUCGAGACUCUGAUGAGAGUCCUAAAGUCAUCCUGUUCUUUGAGAUUCUUGAUUUCUUAAGCAUGGAUGAAAUUAAGAAUAAUUCUGAGGUUCAAAACCAAGAAUGUGGCUUUCGGAAAAUUGCCUGGGCAUUUCUUAAGCUUCUGGGAGCCAAUGGAAAUGCAAACAUCAACUCAAAACUUCGUUUGCAGCUGUAUUACCCACCUACUAAGGCUCGAUCCCAAUUAAAUGUUGUUGAGGUGUUUGAAUGGUGGUCAAAAUGUCCAAGAAAUCGUUACCCAUCAACACUGUAUGUAACUGUAAGAGGACUGAAAGUUCCAGACUGUAUAAAGCCAUCUUACCGCUCUAUGAUGGCUCUUCAGGAGGAAAAAGGUAAACCAGUGCAUUGUGAACAUCACCAUGAGUCAAGCUCAAUAGACACAGAACCUGGAUUAGAAGAGUCAAAGGAAGUAAUAAAGUGGAAACGACUCCCUGGGCAGGCUUGCCGUAUCCCAAACAAACACCUCUUCUCACUAAAUGCAGGAGAGCGAGGAUGUUUUUGUCUUGAUUUCUCCCACAAUGGAAGAAUAUUAGCAGCAGCUUGUGCCAGCCGGGAUGGAUAUCCAAUUAUUUUAUAUGAAAUUCCUUCUGGACGUUUCAUGAGAGAAUUGUGUGGCCACCUCAAUAUCAUUUAUGAUCUUUCCUGGUCAAAAGAUGAUCGCUACAUCCUUACUUCAUCAUCUGAUGGCACUGCCAGGAUAUGGAAAAAUGAAAUAAACAAUACAAAUACUUUCAAAGUUUUACCUCAUCCUUCUUUUGUUUACACGGCUAAAUUCCAUCCAGCUGUAAGAGAGCUGGUAGUUACAGGAUGCUAUGAUUCCAUGAUAUGGAUAUGGAAAGUUGAGAUGAGAGAGGAUUCUGCCAUGUUGGUCCAACAGUUUGACGUUCACAAAAGUUUUAUCAACUCACUUUGUUUUGAUACUGAAGGUCAUCAUAUGUAUUCAGGAGACUGUACAGGGGUGAUUGUUGUUUGGAAUACCUAUGUCAAGGUUAAUGAUUUGGAACAUUCAGUGCGCCACUGGACUAUAAAUAAGGAAAUUAAAGAAACUGAGUUUAAGGGAAUUCCAAUAAGUUAUUUGGAGGUUCAUCCCAAUGGAAAACGUUUGUUAAUUCAUACCAAAGACAGUACUUUGAGAAUUAUGGAUCUCCGGAUAUUAGUAGCAAGGAAAUUUGUAGGAGCAGCAAAUUAUCGGGAGAAGAUUCAUAGUACUUUGACUCCAUGUGGGACUUUUCUGUUUGCUGGAAGUGAGGAUGGUAUAGUGUAUGUUUGGAACCCAGAAACAGGAGAACAAGUAGCCAUGUAUUCUGACUUGCCAUUCAAGUCACCUGUUCGAGACAUUUCUUAUCAUCCAUUUGAAAAUAUGGUUGCAUUCUGUGCAUUUGGGCAAAAUGAGCCAAUUCUUCUGUAUAUUUAUGAUUUCCACGUUGCCCAGCAGGAGGCUGAAAUGUUCAAAUGCUACAAUGGAACAUUUCCAUUACCUGGAAUACACCAAAGUCAAGAUGCCCUGUGUACAUGUCCAAAACUACCCCAUCAAGGCUCUUUUCAGAUUGAUGAAUUUGUCCACACUGAAAAUUCUUCAACAAAGAUGCAUCUAGUUAAACAGAGACUUGAAACUGUCACAGAGGUGAUACGAUCCUGUGCUGCAAAAGUCAACAAAGAUCUCUCAUUUACUUCACCACCAGCAGUCUCCUCACAACAGUCUAAGUUAAAGCAGUCAAACAUGCUGACCGCUCAAGAGAUUCUACAUCAGUUUGGUUUCACUCAGACCGGGAUUAUCAGCAUAGGAAGAAAGCCUUGUAACCAUCAGGUAGAUACAGCACCAACGGUGGUGGCGAUAGGAAGAAGGUAACUGAGCUGUGAAGCUACCGAAAUCUACAUUUGUGGUGAUAAGGAUUUGAACAAGGGGACUAUCGGGAUCAAUCUGGAAAUGGAAAUAGAGGUAUGCUUAUAAAAAAGACUUGGAGAUGAGAGCUGAUGAAAGGGACUCAAAGGAAAACUUGUAGUUCAAAAAGGAGAUCCCAUUUUUGGAAGGCCCGGGCAUAGGUUAUGGGAAGUCACGUAUAAUUGCGUGCAGGUUCUUCACAAUAGGCAUCCAAAGGCCCCAUCCGAGAAGGUGGCGUAGGUCCAGAGUCUUUAGAAACAGCUGAGUCAGGAACGAUUCUCCUCCUACCCACCUCCGAAAUCUCUUCCACAGAGCUGUUUAUCCAAACCACAAAUAUGAUCAUGUAUUUAAGAUCCUGUGGUGUACCUCAUCACCUGCCAGAUGAAAACUUAAUUGUUUCGUAUGUCAUUUGAAACCCUUCGGCUACUUUUCUAAACUUAUCUCCAGUUUGUCCCAGUACUCACUCUGGCCACUGAGUUAUUUGCAGUUCCUAAAUAUGCCUAUGGUUUCUCACAUACAGAAGCAAUGUUCAAAGUAAAGAACACUGAUUCCAGAACCAAAUUACUUGGUGUCAAGUCCUGAUUCUUUGGCUGUGUUUGUCUUUAGUCACGUUUCUUUACCUCUUUGUGCUUCAGUUUGCUCAUCUGUAAAUGGGGAUAAUACCUACCUCGUGGAAUGUUAUGAGAAAUAAAUGAGUUUAUGCAAAUGGGACCUCGAUAUAUUUCUGUAUACCAGCUGCUGAAUAUUAUUUAAUUACAGGAGAUAGCCAGAUAUUAAGGACAAGAAUAUAUUUCAAGCUUGAGAAGUAAAACUAGGUCAAGAAUCAAAGGGAGGACCCAAGGGUCCCAGUUAGGUCAAGGAGAUCAGGAACAAGGAAACCUGGUGAAUGUUGCCUCCCACAGCUGGCUUGUGUCUUAGUCAAUUUUCUUUCUUCUUUUUUUCUGUUAUUUUUUUUGUUGUUGUUUUAUUUAUGUGUGUAUUUAUUUAUUGCAUAUUGUGACUCUUCCCUGGAAUCAGUGCAGAAGUUCAGUUACGCCAGGACAAUAGGCAUGAACUGGGACUAUCUGGGGCAACCCUAAAUAUCUGAUCACCUUAUUCAUCAGUUCUGUAAGUGAUGAUAGCCUAAGUGAUCUUUUACAAAUGUAAAUCAGAAUGGGAUAACCUCCUGCUUAACACCCUCAGUAACUUCUCCUUAUGUUUAGGAUAAAACCCAAACCCUUUCCCAGGGCCUAUAGGACCUUGCAUGAUCUGCUCUCUGCCUGUCUCUUCAGCAUCAUCCUAUGUUACUCUGUUCUGAGUUUCUUGAGCAUAAGUAACCUUUCUCCCACUCACCCAUAGACCUUCGAAUAUUUGGUCUCUCUGCCCCUGACUAUACACAAGCUUUUGCAUAAUAGGCUUUUUCUUGAGAUCCCAGGUAAAUGUUAACUUUUCAAAAGACCUUCCUUCACCCCCAUUAGUCUUUAUUAUUACACCUUUUUUUUUUCUCAGCAGUUAUCCCAAUUUGGAAUUUUUUUAUUUAUUUUCUUAUCUGGUCUUCCUCAGUUGGAUGUAUGUUCCAUGAUAGCAUGGACCAUGUCCAUCUUACUCACCACUGCUUAUAGGCCUUCAGUGGAUACUGCUUAAAUGAAUGAAUAUAUAUGUGAUGAAACUAUAAAAAUAAAUAAGAACAGAGGGCCAGCCUGGAUGUGUGUCCAUAUUUUAAAAGUUGGAAGAAGAGCCCUCAAAGAAGACAAAAUGUAGAAAAGGAGGCAGGAGAUCAGGGAUAACGUAGCAUCUCGGAAACCAAUGCAAGUAUGGAAAUGGAGGGUGUUUUUAUGCUAUCUCUGGGAGAAUGAGAGCAGGGCCCAGAAAGGAAGCUGGAUGGUCACACUAGGAGGCAUGGUGAAUCAGAAGCAAUUCAAGAGGCUCAUCAUGAGAGGAGAUGGAAAAUAGAAUAGCAAUUAAUUUAGCCCUGUGGAUAUGUUACUGACUCAUUUCAGAAAAGAAAACAUUUUGCCAAAAGAACUGCCAUGAGAUAAACCUAUAUAGAAUGUGAAAUAAAUAUUUCUUUUUCCAUGUUCUGUGAAAGUGAAAAGUACAGUUUGGGUAAUUAUACAACAGUAUUCCGUUCAAAAUAAAUAUUUAUCAGAUGGAAGGAAAGAUCCAGCAGUAUGAAUGAGGCAGGAGAAAGAUGCAAACUGAGUUUUAGCAUUUGACAAAGGAGUAGAGUAGGUCAAUUGUGCAAGGUGUCUUACCAAGGGACUUACUUUUCUAAUUGCUAAAAUGAGGAGAGUUGAAAAAAUUGAUCUUAAAGUCAACUUUUGGGUCUGAAGUUCUGUGAGUCUUUUUCAACUGCUCGUAUUGCUCAAAGACAAUAUAUUAGAGCAGAAAAAUGAAGCACAUCUCUAGUGGUCAUCCUUUGAAUGCUCACUUAUCAUUUUAUUUAUUCUUAGGAUUCAGUUAGAAUUCACUUCCCUAUAUUAUAAUGUGGCAGUUAACGCCACCACCAUUUUUGUUGAAAACUUCAUGCUGCUUAAUAAGUGGGCAUAGGUUAGUUGUUGUUGGUAGAUCAGAAUCUAAGUCUCUUCACUAUAGGGCCCAGUCUCCACCUUCAUAAAAUCAGUGCUUGAUAAACAAUGCUAAGCAGUGGGAUGUGGGAUCCAAAUAUCUGUGCAAUUUAGCCAGCAGAUGGGUUGGAGAACACAUGUAGUAUAUAGUGUGAAAGAGGGAGGACACUGGUCAGGCUGCCUAGUGUUCUACUGAAUGAACACCCAGUAAUCUGUUUUCUUCAUUUCAUAAAAUCUCACUAUUUUUUCUAAGAUAAGAAAAGGGGCAGGUGCAGUGGCGCAUACCUGUAAUACCAGCACUCCCAAGGUGGGAGGAUCGCUUGAGGCCAAGAGUUCAAGACUGGCCUGGACAACACAGCAGGAACCCGUCUC
Messenger RNA from Macaca mulatta (Rhesus monkey), 6443 nucleotides. Lineage: Eukaryota; Metazoa; Chordata; Mammalia; Primates; Cercopithecidae. The record is from RefSeq and is a predicted model, not a curated record.